AUGGCUUCCAACACUCAGAAGACAGCAUUAAAUAUUGUAAUGGGUGCAAUGACAUUUGGAGCAGCUGGCACUCACGGGGCCAGAGUUCACGAUAUAAAGGACGUUCAGGCUAUCUUGGAAGCUUUCCGAGCACAUGGCCAUUCAGAGAUCGAUACUGCCCGUGUUUAUGGAAAUGGGACAAGUGAGGAAUAUCUCGGAAAGCUUGACCUCGAAUCCAAAGGAUUCAAGAUUCAGACUAAGCUUUACCCUUUCAAGGGCUUUGCAAACCACGAUGAAGAGGAUCUACGCAAAUUCCUUGCUCAGUCUUUGAAGGCACUUAAUGUUAAGACCUUGGACAUAUGGUACCUCCAUGGGCCUGAUCGCAGUGUCCCAUACGAGAAAACCUUGAAAGUUGUCAAUGAAUUGUACAAAGAUGGCUAUUUCAAAAAAUUUGGCAUCAGCAACUAUACUGCGUGGGAAGUAGCUGAGAUUGUCGGGAUCUGCAAGGCCAACGGUUAUGUCCAACCUACUGUUUAUCAAGGGCUCUACAAUGCAAUCCACCGUGCAGCUGAGCCGGAGCUUUUCCCGUGCCUCCGCAAAUUUGGUAUCGCGUUUUAUGAAUUCAAUCCCUGUAGAUACUGGAAGGAUCCCUACUUCAAAGGCCUAGCGUCCGUCAAGGCUGUUGCAGAUAAGCAUGGUCUGACGCUCACCGAAAUAGCGUUGCGUUGGGUAUCUCAUCACAGCGCAUUAAAAAGUGAAUAUGGAGAUUCAGUUCUUAUUGGUGCUUCAAGUGUGAAGCACAUCGAGCAGAACCUGAUUGAUCUUGAGAAGGGUCCUCUUCCGGAUGAUGUUGUUAAAGCUUUGGACGAUGUAUGGCUUGAAGUUAAGGCCAUUUCCAGUCCCUACUACCAUUAA
Molecule: messenger RNA, 894 nt
Organism: Psilocybe cubensis
Lineage: Eukaryota; Fungi; Basidiomycota; Agaricomycetes; Agaricales; Agrocybaceae
Product: Aldo-keto reductase
Exons: 10
Coding region: 1-894 (297 amino acids)
Molecular function (GO): oxidoreductase activity
Source: RefSeq, a predicted model, not a curated record